AUGGCGGGCGGCACGGAGGCGGAGGGGGAUGGCGCGGCGGCUGCCCGGGAGGAGCUGUCCGGGGCGGGAGGGCUGGGGGUGGGCGGCCUGGCCCUGCUGUUGCUGGCGCUGCUCGGGGUUUACCGGCUGUACCGCAGGAGCAGAGCGGGCGGGCACAGGGCGGGAGGGCAGGAGGCGGCGCUGCCGAGGAUGAAGCGGCGCGACCUGAGUCUGGACCAACUCAGACAGUAUGACGGCGUCAGCAGCGCCCGCCUCCUGCUCGCCGUCAACGGCAAAGUGUUCGACGUGACCAAAGGCAAGAAAUUCUAUGGACAGGAUGGUCCCUAUGGUAUAUUUGCUGGCCGAGAUGCUUCUAGAGGGCUGGCAACUUUCUGUCUUGAUAAAGAUGCACUUAGAGAUGAGUUCGAUGAUCUGUCUGAUUUAAAUGCUGUACAAAUGGAGAGUGUUGGAGAAUGGGAGAUGCAAUUCAUGGAAAAAUAUGACUAUGUUGGCCGACUGCUGAAACCAGGGGAUGAACCGUCAGAAUAUACAGACGAGGAAGAUGUCAAGGAGCAUGCAAAGCGCAACUGAACCCGUUUGUCAACCAAAGCAUAGGCCUUCCCUGCUGCACACCAUUUUACUCUGAUUUCUGCAGCUUUGUUUUUCUUCAGAAGCUACAAAUGAUUGAAUGCAAAAUAUAUUUUGUAAAAGUGGUGAUACUCUUGUGUGGAGAUUUUACUUCAAAUGUCUGGUAUGUGCUGCCAACAUUGUUUUGCAGUUGUUGUAACGCAUCAGGUAAGGUUAUGUUCAUAUUAGCAAAAAAAAAACACCCAAGAGUUAUUUAACUUAGGCCAUUAGUUUGCCAAUAUUGGAGGUGGGGAGAACGAGUCAUCUGACAUUCUGCUAAUAUCUUCAGAGACUUUAAAUGGUGGUUGUGAUUUGGGGGCAAGGCUCCCAAGUCAUUAGUGUAUUUGUUUUUUCAUUAAAUAGCUUGCACUACCAGAAAACUAGAGUUCAGAGUUGAAUUCAGCAUUUGAAGACUGCAGAAUGUAGUUUUAAUGUUUUUUUUCCCCCAUAAAACUGCACUAAGUCAAUAUACAGUAAUACAAGGAAAGGGAAGGUACAAAUACGAUUGUCCUGGCUUAAUUCAAACAGCCAUCUGCGUGUGCCCACUGAAUGUUUCACAAUUAGUUCUCUGCAAUGAUUGUAGUGCUGAAGUCUUGGUCCCCUUUCGUUUAUCAAAAUGUAGGUAAUAUUCAUAGUGCCUUAUUUUGAUUACUUUUCUACUGCAACCUGAAUUAUUAUUAUAAAUUGAUUCCCCAAACUUGAGUAAAUGAUAUAAUAGUAUGUAAAGGAGAGAAGCAGUCAUUGCAUAAAAUGUAGAUCUGUUUAUCAUUGCCUAUGGUGUAUUGUCAUUUGACUGAACAAAAUAUACACAUGUGUUAACUGUAUGUACGGCUGUCAUAUCCAGUGAUACUGCCAUAUUUAUGUAGUGAUGUACAAUUUGGUGUUCUAGCCAGACUCCCAAAUUUUGUGAUUUUUUUUCUUCCCUCUGAUUUGCAGUUUCUCCUUUGUUCUGUGGGAGAGGAGGAAGCACCUUUUAAUUAUGUGGGAUAGAGGGAAAAUUGGAUGGUAAGACAUUGCAAAUCUUGUAAAUAUGUGCAACUGUUUUAAUAAAGGCAUGUACUACAAACCAAACUCAGAACAGACUUUGUGAGAAGUAAAAACAGAAACCCAAGUUAUAGAGGAUGGUGGAACAGAUAAAUAAUGCACAAUAAACAAUUGGUUAUUAA
Molecule: messenger RNA, 1772 nt
Organism: Callorhinchus milii (elephant shark)
Lineage: Eukaryota; Metazoa; Chordata; Chondrichthyes; Chimaeriformes; Callorhinchidae
Gene: pgrmc2
Product: progesterone receptor membrane component 2
Exons: 3
Coding region: 1-570 (189 amino acids)
Cellular component (GO): endomembrane system; membrane
Source: RefSeq, a predicted model, not a curated record